CGCAAGGCGUAAUACAUUCGUUGAAACUCGGCACGCACGCAACAAGAUAAAGCAUGCAGUUUUCCUGGAUGAAGGUGGCCAUUUAUGUGCUAACAUUUCUAACAUACGCAUAUUCUGGGUACGGAUCUAGCACAAUUGUGCAUCUUCGGGAUGCGAUCAUAGCGGCGGAGGCGAUAUUUGGUGAUGUUUUUAAGAAUUUCAUCACAAUUGUUCGCAAGUUUCGCACAGUGCAUGAGGUAUUUGAUGCUGCCGUCGAGGAAAACUGCGUGUUUCAGUGCCCGGCGCCCGAUGGCGGUGGCACGGCGCCGCGGCCCGUGCAAAAUAAAUUCUAUGUGCCCACCGCUGAUGGCUGCGGUUCUUUGGGCUUGAGAAUCAGUACUGAAUACCUUCCCGCUGCCGAAAUGGAGCCAUGCUGCAAUUCGCACGACAUUUGCUACGACACCUGCAAUAGUGAUAAAGAGCUGUGCGACUUGGACUUUAAGCGUUGUUUGUAUAAACACUGCGACAGCUUUGAGAAGUCUAUUGCCAGCGACUUGAUGACCAAGGGCUGCAAGGCGGCCGCCAAGAUGCUGUUCACAGGCACAUUAACGCUAGGCUGUAAAUCGUACCUGGAUUCGCAGCAGCGUUCGUGUUAUUGUGCUCCUAGCAAAUCGACUAAUUUUAAUGGAAAUAAGUACGCGAAUAGCAAGGAAAAACCGCAGAAGCAGAAGUAUGGCUGGAAGGAUCGAAAUGAAAUCUAGCAAGGGCUAUGUAGAUAUAAAUACACGUUAUUUGUUGUCGUUUGUA
Messenger RNA from Drosophila montana, 786 nucleotides. It is a transcript of the gene GXIVsPLA2, whose product is annotated as GXIVsPLA2. Gene Ontology annotation, biological process: lipid catabolic process; arachidonate secretion; phospholipid metabolic process. The record is from RefSeq and is a predicted model, not a curated record. NCBI's taxonomy places the organism in Eukaryota, Metazoa, Arthropoda, Insecta, Diptera, Drosophilidae. Gene Ontology annotation, molecular function: A2-type glycerophospholipase activity; calcium ion binding. The coding region runs from base 54 to 740 and encodes 228 amino acids. The transcript has 2 exons. Gene Ontology annotation, cellular component: extracellular region.